Molecule: messenger RNA, 1163 nt
Organism: Prosopis cineraria
Lineage: Eukaryota; Viridiplantae; Streptophyta; Magnoliopsida; Fabales; Fabaceae
Product: metacaspase-9-like
Exons: 2
Coding region: 42-1028 (328 amino acids)
Biological process (GO): proteolysis
Molecular function (GO): cysteine-type endopeptidase activity
Source: RefSeq, a predicted model, not a curated record
UCACCAUUCACCUGCUCAUACCAACACAACAUCCAAAGAAAAUGGAAGGAAUUAGAAACAGUAAGAGGUUGGCUGUAUUGGUUGGGUGCAACUACCCCGACACUCCAAACGAACUUCAUGGCUGCAUAAACGAUGUGUUGGCCAUGCGAGACACUCUGAUCAACAGGUUCGGAUUCGAGCCCUCCAAUAUUGAGUUGCUUACUGAUGUUGCUCCUGCAGGCUCAGGCUCAGGCUCAGGCUCAACCAUGCCCACUGGAGCUAACAUCAAGCUCGCUCUUGCUCGCAUGGUUGAUCAAGCUCAAGAAGGAGACGUCCUUUACUUUCACUAUAGUGGACAUGGAACCAGAAUCUCCUCCAUGAAACCAGGCUUCCCCUUUCGCCGCGAAGAAGAAGCCAUUGUCCCUUGUGAUUUCAAUCUCAUCACUGAUUUGGACUUGAGGCAAUUGGUGAACCGGGUUCCCAAGAGAGCGAGUCUGACGAUUUUGUCAGACUCGUGCCACAGUGGUGGGCUCAUUGACAAAGAGAAGGAACAGAUUGGACCAUCGUCGGUCGUCCACAAGGACGACACAGUGAACCUUACCACCAAACCUAAGACCAUCCCCUUCUCCGCCGUAUUACAACACCUUUCAUCGUUAACAAACAUAAGCAGCUCCGACGUCGGAACCCACUUGUUGGAGUUCUUCGGAUCCGAAGCAAGUUUGAGGUUCAGGCUGCCAUUUGUGGAGCUAGACUUGUUCCAGACCCCGAAGCCCGACGAUGGAAUUCUACUCAGUGGAUGCCAGGCUGACGAAACCUCCGCCGACAUGGACCCCGCCGUGACAGGUGGAAAAGCCUACGGAGCUUUCAGCAACGCCGUUCAGAUGGUGCUUGUGGAGGAUCCUGCUCCGUUGAGUAACAGAGAGAUUGUUGUGAGGGCCAGGAAGAUCCUUCAGUCCAAAGGCUUUGAGCAACACCCUUGUCUCUAUUGCAGCGACGAGAAUGCUGAUGCCACGUUCCUGUGGCAACAACCUCAGGCUUCUGCUUUGUGAUCACUUUAUGACGCAUGAUACAUGACGACGUUCUUCAUUUGCAAAAUUUGGCGAUGGCUGCGUCGUUGAUAUAUCGUCUGUACAAUUGGUUGAAUAUUAUAAAAUAAAUCGAAAAUGAUACUGGUAUUUAAAUGA